Acipenser ruthenus (sterlet) is the source of this 8154-nucleotide messenger RNA. RefSeq names its product CSC1-like protein 2. Gene Ontology annotation, cellular component: plasma membrane. The coding region runs from base 356 to 2863 and encodes 835 amino acids. The record is from RefSeq and is a predicted model, not a curated record. Gene Ontology annotation, molecular function: calcium-activated cation channel activity. The transcript has 25 exons. NCBI's taxonomy places the organism in Eukaryota, Metazoa, Chordata, Actinopteri, Acipenseriformes, Acipenseridae.
CCUUGGUUUGGUUAGCAACAGACUACUUAUCACCCGCAAAGGUUGGGGAACGUUAAUGGUAAUGUGGAAGAUAUUUAUUUAUUUAUUCAUCAAUUUGAUCAAAGACUGAUAAAAGUGUUGGGAAAUCUAAAGGAUUAACUGCGUGAAAGAAAAGCAAAGCAACAAAAUUGCCUUGCGGUGUGGUAAGGGCAGAGUCUUAAUGAGCGGUCCUAGCUGACGUGCUGUGGAAGGUGUCCUGUUAGUGGCUGCUGCGGUCAAUCCCUUUAUCCUCCUUUCGAGAAGUGUAGCUAAUCACCCAUAUUCACGACCUUCACAUCUCAUUUGAGGCAGCAGACAAAGCAAUGAAGAAGUAGAGAUGAUCCCUCUGUUGAUUGUGAUAAUGGCAGCUAUGGCUGAUGCGUGCACAGAUAAUUGUUCGACCCCCUCCAGGGAUUACUGCUACACGGCUCGGAUCCGCAGCACCGUGUUGCAGGGCCUGCCCUUCGGAGGAGUCCCCACUGUGCUGGCACUGGACUUCAUGUGCUUUCUGGUUCUACUGUUUGUGUUUUCAAUUUUGCGAAAGGUUGCGUGGGAUUAUGGACGGCUUGCUUUGGUGACGGAUGCAGACAGACGGAGGCAGAGUCACAGACAUUACAAAGAAGAGCGAAAAUAUGUGGCAUCUGCAAUCCAUUCUGAAAUGCCCCAGAGUUAUGAACGACUAACAUCAGUCUCCAGUUCAGUCGACUUUGACCAAAGAGACAAUGGAUUCUGUUCUUGGUUGACUGCCAUCUUCAGAAUAAAGGAUGAUGAGAUCCGAGAGAAAUGCGGGGGUGAUGCUGUGCAUUACCUUUCAUUCCAACGACAUAUCAUUGGACUGCUGGUGGUUAUUGGGGUUUUGUCUGUGGGAAUUGUAUUGCCUGUAAACUUCUCAGGAGACUUGCUAGAAAAUAAUGCAUAUAGCUUUGGAAGAACAACUAUAGCAAACUUAAAUUCUGGGAAUAACUUGCUGUGGUUGCACACUUCAUUUGCAUUUCUUUACCUAUUACUGACAGUAUACAGUAUGAGGCGGCAUACCUCCAGAAUGCACUACAAGGAAGAUGACUUGGUAAAACGUACUUUAUUUAUAAAUGGAAUUUCUAAAUAUGCUGAAGAAGAGAAAAUAAAGUUACAUUUUGAGCAUGCUUAUGAGAACUGCAAAGUGCUGGAGGCACGGCUCUGCUACGAUGUGGCCACACUCAUGUCUCUUGAUGGGGACAGAAAAAAGGCAGAGCGUAGCAGAAAAUUCUAUGCUGACUUGUGGGAUAAAGAACACAUCCACACCAUGAUCAACCCCAAACCGUGUGGACAUCUGUGCUGCUGUGUUGUCAAGGGAUGUGAGAAGGAGGAGGCUGUCUAUUACUAUACCAACCUGGAGGCCAAGCUGAAGAAGGACUACUUGAGGGAGAAGGAGAAGGUGUGUGAGAAGCCCCUGGGGAUGGCCUUCGUCACUUUCCAGAACGAGUCAAUGACUGCAAUUAUCCUGAAGGACUUUAAUGCUUGCAAGUGUCAGGGCUUUAAAUGCAGAGGAGAGCCUCAGUCCUCACCGUACAGUGGAAGCCUUCAUGUGCACAACUGGACAGUCAUCUACGCCCCUGACCCGCAGAAUGUGUACUGGGAGAACUUGUCUCUCGGAGGGGUAUCUUGGUGGCUGCGCUGCUUGGUCAUCAACUGUAUCCUCUUCCUUCUACUGUUCUUCCUCACUACUCCUGCCAUCAUCAUCACCACUAUGGACAAGUUUAAUGUCACCAAGCCUGUCGAGUAUUUAAAUAACCCAAUUAUCACCCAGUUUUUCCCCACACUCCUGCUGUGGUCAUUCUCUGCUCUCCUGCCAACUAUUGUUUACUACUCUGCCUUCUUUGAAGCUCAUUGGACAAGAUCGGGAGAGAACAGAACAACCAUGCAUAAAUGUUACACCUUCCUUAUAUUUAUGGUCUUGCUAUUGCCUUCUCUGGGACUCAGCAGUUUGGAUCUUUUCUUCCGCUGGCUGUUUGACAAGAAAUUCUUAGCAGAUGCUGCAGUCCGGUUUGAGUGCGUCUUUCUCCCUGACAACGGAGCUUUCUUUGUGAACUAUGUCAUUGCCUCUGCUUUCAUCGGUUGUGCUAUGGAGCUGCUGCGGAUCCCUGGACUGCUGCUGUACAUGAUCCGUCUGUGCCUGGCCAGAUCAGCAGCUGAGCGGCGCAUUGUAAAAAGACGUCAAGCAUACGAGUUCCAGUUUGGGUCUGCCUACGCCUGGAUGAUGUGUGUUUUUACCGUUGUCAUGACAUACAGCAUCACUUGCCCCAUUAUUGUCCCUUUCGGAUUGAUGUAUAUGCUACUGAAGCACCUGGUGGACAGAUACAACAUGUAUUAUGCAUACUUGCCUGCCAAGCUGGACAAGAAAAUCCACUCUGGAGCUGUUAACCAAGUGGUGGCUGCACCAAUUCUCUGUCUCUUCUGGCUGCUGUUUUUCUCCACUGUUAGGACAGGAUUUCUGGCUUCAACAUCCAUGUUCACCUUCGUGGUGCUGAUCAUCACUAUUGUCAUCUGCCUUUCUCAUGUCUGCUUUGGGCACUUCAAAUACCUCAGUGCUCACAACUACAAGAUUGACACACAGGAACCCGAAGUGGACGGUGUUGAAAAUGGACACCCUCCGCAGUCUUCUCAGUCUCCACCAAAGUCUGCGAUGUACAUCGCCCAGGUUCUGCAGGAUCCCAACUCGGAUGAGGUGUCUGCAGCAGGCAGUGGUGACGAUGAGCAGGGUUCCAACGACGAGGAGCUGAUCAAUCCGGACGACAGCCUCAACGAGGCAGACUUCCAGUCCGGAGAGGACAGUCUGAUAGCCAACGAGGUUCUAGCAAACCAAUAACUGGUAGACAAAACUCAGAACAGGAGGACCAAGUGCCAUACAGACUUAUAUACACCAAACCAACAGCUCGUAAUUAGAUGCAGAGUCCAGGAGUCUUACAGAUACAGGCCUGUCUGUUUGCACUGCUAACUGCCCAUCUAACACACACACACACACACACACACACACACACACACACACACACACACACACGUUCCAAUCUGCCCUGCAGCAGCAUAGCCCUGCACAACUCCCUCUACAAUUUUAUAUUUCUAAAGAGAUGGAUGGAUGAAAGGAGCUGCAGCUGGAAUAUCAGGGUCUUUUUUUCUAAAUAAAUGCUUGUUGGGCUGGGCAAAAAAAAGGUGUUUAUAAUCAUAGGUAGAAAAACAAUUUGUUGGUGGCUGAUUUGCGUUGCAUAGUUCUCUGACUAAAUUUCCCAGCAGACGAUUGAGGUUUGUAAUAUAAUGAUAUACAUAUGUGAAUAAUGUUAACCCUGCCCCCAAGAUGCAAAUACAUUUUUGUAUAGAUAAUAAUGUUGCUUUAUUUAAUUAAAUGCCAAUUAAUCACCUCUGUGGACAGGAGGUUAUCAGUUAAUGUAGGACUUAUAAAAGGUCGUUACAAACCUGUUACUGUGUGUGAAAUCGUGCGAAUUGGAAACAAUCGUGCUGCAUGCUCUAGCAUACGUAUGUCCCAGGAGGACUGAAAACACUUAUUUGUGCUCUCGGUAGAAAAUGCUUUAUGAUGAUGGUAUAAAAAUAGUAAGUUAUCCAGUGCUGUUUUUAUACCAUUACCAAAAAUGCAAAGCAGAAUACUGCUGUAGGUUCAUUAGAAAUUAUUUGGUUAACUCCAGCAGUAUUCAGGGCUUAUUUUAAGAUCUGUCUGUAUGGUACCUGGGCCAGCCAUACAAUUAUUUUUAUUUUCUUGGUUCUGAGAAGCUAACAUUGAUGCCAAUGACGCCGCAACAGCAGUGACCAGCUAAAUAUGACUAGGAAUUGUAUUGCUUCUAGGAUUAGGCUGAACCGUGUUUGACAGACAGACUGAAAGUAGCACUAACUUUCUAAUCAACAAAAAAAUGCGCUGUUUUCCUCCUAAUCUAGAUGCACUACUAAAAAGAAAAGGAUCCUCAUACAUGAACUAUGAAUUAAGAUUCACGAAGCACACUUAAGGGUGGUUACCUGACCCUUCUAUAGCUUCUUGAACAAGCACUGAGAAUGUCGAGCAGUAACCAAUAAACAGUAAAAGAGUUGUGAUGGGACCUUCAGCCAUAAAGCAUGUGCACUAAAAUGUGGCAAGGUGACCAAGGACGGUAACAUUCUCAUUUCAUAGAAAAAAUACAACUAUAUAGAUCCACUUGAAAUGGUGUGCAAUGCUUAUAUGUUUUGAAGUAAAUAAAACAAUAAGCAAGAGUUUUGGUUUCUGUUUUUUAUUUUUUUAUUUUAUAUACAUUUUUUUAUACCAAGAUUUUUUUUUUUUUUUUUUUUUUUUUUUUUUUACUUAAAAAAUGCAUCUUAAUCAUAAUAGUACCAAAUUACUUUUUUGCACUUUAUAAGACAGCUUACGGAGUUUUUUUUCUGUCACUGGUCAUUACAGGUUCAAUACAUUUGCAUACUAAAAAUCUUGAUCUGUUAGGUUUUAGCAUUACAGUAGGUAGUGCUUUUUGGGCCCCAUAAAUGAUAUAAUGUACCUGAUGAUUGCAGAGUACCACAUCCACUCCAGUAUUACUGUGGUACAGGUGUGUUGCAUCCCUGAUUUGACCUUAUUGUGCUUGAAACACCCUGGUAAUAAACAAGAAGUACAGCACAUUUGGCAGUGCAGUGUAUAGUCACUCCUUACAAGCAGACUGAAAGAAUGGUAAAUGUUGUGGCAUUUAUUUACUGUUCCUUAAAUGGUCUUUAUGGUGAAACAUGCAUUUUAAAUACUGGUAACAUUUUGUAAUGAAUACUUAAAAAUAGCAAACUACUAUUCAGAAAAUUACAGGAAAAACAGACUAUAUUAAGCAGUCCUUUAAAAGCUAAAGAUUACUUCAGGGUACUUUUUCUGGCGCUAUUGUUUUAUAGUGCUGUUAUUUGACAAAUACUACUUUUAAUUGCAGCAUCUUCCAUAACAGCAGAUUGAUACAAAUAGAAACACUGUCAAUGUUACUAACAGAAUGACCAUGACGUUUACAUGUAUUUCAUUAAUGAAGUGUCAUUGAAGUUCUGAAGCCUGCUGUAAAUUUGCAUUAGGAAACACGAAAACUGUUGGGGAGAACUUUUAAAUGCUUUAGCAAUUGUGAGUGAAGUGUACAUAUUACAUCUGCAGAGCAUAAAUGUUUAUAUGACGCAUCUUUAUGCCAAUGAGAGUAAGGAUUGUUUCAAAUUCUGUUUUUAUAAGCUUCUGGUUGUGAAUAAUCGUGUAAUCCUAAAUAUAAGCAAGCAAAGCUAGUCUGAGACACUGUAACUGUAUACUUAAUUAUUUGAAAUUAAAUCAUGAUCCCUGAUCAUUUGCUGGUGGGUUUUUUUCUUCAGUUUGGAGUGUAAAAAAUCACACACUCUCGUUUGCAGUCUUUUUUUGUAUGGCACAUUGUGGUUCUGUUUUUAAACUUUCAAAUAACUGACUUUGAGUUGGUUUCCUGUUCAUUGCUGUUUGUGUAAGGACACUGUUUAAAGGCACUUCAGAAGUUGGUUAUGGCAGUCAAAGGCACAAUUGCUUUAGAUGUCCCCUAUAUUAAAGACAGUGUUAAUAUAUUUUUGACACACUUGGGUCAUUCUGUGUGAAAUCAUCCAAAAUCCAAGAUUGAGAUUUUGCUUACAUUUUGUGUAGUGGAAGAUACAGGUCAGGUAUGAAACCAGGCCAGAUAUUUAAGCUCAAUGAUGAAAAUGUGUUGAUACACCCCCUUUUGUAAGGGGGUGGGGGAGGGGGGUCAUAAUUGAAACUCGUCUCAUUUUGGAGUGAUUUUUGAGGAUCUAAAUGAUAUUUAGAAUGUCAGAAGCGCUAUGAAUGUUUCUGUACAGAUAGCCAGAUAAUUCUGUAGAAUUCUUGCAAAAUAAGUACUGUAUUGCUGGGGGCCUUAAUUGAAAAAUUAUCCAAUUGUCAAAUUCCUGAGUGAUUUUUAAGUGCAUGUUCCUUCUAAAGUAGAAGAGCUAUCACUUUCAAAUUGCUUGGGUGUGCUCAUAAUUUAACUGACUUUCUAUAUGCUGCUCUGCUACUGACUACCUGCUUUACUGUCUGAUUAAAUGACCCCACAAAAUAACCCAAAACAACAUAAAUGUGUUCAUGUUUGUACAUUUAUUAAACUGUGAAGGAGACAGAUUACAAAGUCAAUUAUCUUACCACAAGUCCUUCAAAUCCUCAUCUAUAAACCCACCAAAGGUCAGUUUGUUAACUCGUGUCCCACAAGGGGUUUCAGCCCUUCAAAGAUGGGGCCAUUUUCAAUAAUUUCAUCCUGAAGCCUUUUUGUGGGGCCAUUAAAACAGACAGUAAAGUAGGCAGACAGUAGCAGAAGAGCUGCAUACAGAAAGUCAGUUAAAUUAUGAGCACACCUAAGCAAUUCUCGAUAAUAUCUCUUCUACUUUAGAAGGAACAUGCACUUAAACACAGAAAUACUAAAUUUUGCAUGAAUUCUACAGAAGACCUCCCUGGCUAUCUGUACAGAGGCAUUCGUAAGGCUACUGACAUUCUAAAUCUCAUUUUUUAGAUCCUCAACAUCACUCCAAAAUGAGCCGUGUUUCAAGUAUGACUACACCCCACCCCCCACCCCUACAAAACAGGGUGUAUCGCAGCAAGUCUUCAUCAUUGAGCUUAAAUAUCUGGCCUGGUUUCAUACCUGACCUGUAUCUUCCACACACAAAAUAUAAGCAAGAUCAAAAUCUUGAGGCGGGGAGCUCUGGUUGAGUUGACACGGAAUGACCCACAACAAAAAGUCUAACCAAGUUUACUAGAUCUUUUAUUCCUAACGGGUAGUUACUACUGACCAAAAAAUGAUUUGAAAUCUACAGGACCAAUGAAUACAAAAUCAGGUUUUGAUGCAUUGGGCUGUUGUGAAGUGGUGUUUAUUUUUUCUGGGUGCCAGUGAAAUCUACUGAAAAAGUAGGUGGGAGUGAGUACAAAAAACCUGGGUUUCUGGCAGAAGUCAUGUUAUGAAGAGACAUGAGUUUGAUACUCUAUCUUCUCAUUGCAUCUUCCCCUGGGGUCUGUGCAGCAGUCUUGCAUUUGCAUAUCUGUAGGGUAUAAAUAAGGCAGUGUAGUACUUUCUUUAGAAUGGAGGCUAACCCUGAAAUCAUGAUGAUGUAAACCAUUUUGAAAGCCUCUGAUCUGGUAGAGGUCACUGUACACUAACAGGUUUAGUUUUGCUAAAAUUGAAUGUGGAAAUACUAAUCAGGGUUGUCUACAAGGUACUGACUAAUACACACUAGUACCUUAAACUUUGGGGCUUUAGAAAGUGGAUGUAUACUGUAUAAAUUGUUUGUACUGACGGAUUACCGGCAAAAUAGUGGUAAAGCUGAAAUAGUAUGUCUCUUUAUGUUAGUAUGUCUCUUUCCAAACUGAUUGGCAGCAUUUGGUAGCGCUUAAACUUUUGACUGGCAUUGUGUUUCAUUUUGUAUAUCGCUUGAAUAUUGUGGCUCUUUAUAGUAAACAUACACCGUAGCAUUAAAGUUGCUGGAUUACAACCAAUUAGUCACAUGCAUCUGAAUACAGGCUGUUGUCAACCAAGUAAUGUUGCUGUGAAUGUGUUUCAAUAAAGGUACAUACAUUCAUAUGUUGUUAUCCUUAACAAAACAAACCAAGAUUUACUUUUUUUUGCAGUCUUUUUUUUGCUGCUUUAGAAUAUUAGUGAUGUAAUAUUCAAGGCCAUCGAUGUACAUUCUCUUCCAAAUGAAUUACUUUCUGCUACUUGGCAAAUAAUGUGUGUCUAGGUAUGAAAGGGUUUAUCAGCAUGGUCACAUGUGCAAAUGUUAAAGGAUUCUUUUAUAGAUAGCCUUCCUUAACCACACUAUUGCUGUAAAGUAAUGGUAGUGUGGUGUUAAUAAGUACAUAUGUACAGCUUUGUGUAAGUGAUGAACAUGGGGGUGGGGUGGGAGUGCGGUAUGUUGACAUGUACAGGAUAUAGACACUAGUGCUUGUUUUGUUUUUUGUUUUCCUUACUAGUAACUUGUUUUUGUCUGCAAUACAUUUUAUAAAAGUGUUCCUCCAUUAUAUUCUGUAUUUCACUUAAUUUGCACAGUUUCUGUGGGCUAUUUUGUAUUUUUUUCAGAAGGCUGUGUCUGUAUGGUGAUACAUUUGUAAAUGUAUUCAGAUCCCUUAAACAACAAUAAACUUGGUAUUCAUCUUUA